Molecule: messenger RNA, 4251 nt
Organism: Branchiostoma belcheri (Belcher's lancelet)
Lineage: Eukaryota; Metazoa; Chordata; Leptocardii; Amphioxiformes; Branchiostomatidae
Exons: 3
Coding region: 1-3795 (1264 amino acids)
Molecular function (GO): protein binding
Source: RefSeq, a predicted model, not a curated record
AUGUCUGACACCCACAUCACCAGCCUAGUAAAGAGGCUACAGGACUUGGAGCUGUGCCUAAAGAGCCAACAUGGGCAAGAAGUCGGGUAUGAACGGGCUUUGAGAGAAGCCAUUUUUGAAAAUGAUGGCUUUACAGAGGUAGAAGUCUUGAAAAGUCUUGGAGACCUGCAUCUUGAGAAAGCCAAGCUCAGUAAAGAUCCAGCAGAGUUUGACAAAACUGGUGGCCUGUAUGCUGCUGCCCUAAUGCGAUGCACAGAUCCAGACAUGGGAGAAACACUGGAACAUCGUAUUAGCUACAUGGCGAAAAUCUCCAGACAACUGCUGCAGGGGUACUGUCCACAUUUCCUGUGGUUGUCACCAAACUACUGGGGUACUGCUGACAGUAAUGUCUUAAGGGUGGCAGAGAUUUGUGACAAACUGGACAGGGGUGUCAGAAAUUCCUUAGAAAAGACUUACACAGAAGCAUUAGUGAUGGCAAUUGAGAACAGUGACAUGUUUUUGGAGCUUGAGGUUCUAAAAUCCCUCGGAGAUUUCAACCUCGAGAAAGGCAAGAUAACCUCUGAUGUAUCCCAGUUCUCCAAGGCAGCUGCGAUGUACAAGAAGGCCCUGCAGCUGACAACAUGUGUGGAUAAUGAGAUAAGACUGACUCUGAUGCAUCGCAUUAGAUACAUGGGCUUGGUCAGGGAAACAGUGGAAAAGUACAAAGACCACAUCAAAAAAGGUGAAUCCACCCUUGCCAAGGCAGACCUGGACUCAGCAGAGCAGCAUUUUGCAGCUGCACUUAAGACAGUACACGUGAGAGAUCCAACAGCCCAGCAGUAUCAGAGAGAGGUGGAGCCACUAUGCAAGUUGGGGGAUGUCUACAGUAAGCGAGGUCAGCAGACAGGGGACGGGGGAGACUUUGUCAAAGCAGCAGCACUCUACAAUGCUGCAAUAGCCAGGUCACAGGAUCAAGUCCUCAAUGGUAAAAUAGCAAUAGCGAUGAAAGAAGUGAUGAAGUUGUUUCUUAAAUGUAUCGUAGAUAUUCACUGUGAAGCUCAGGAUAACACAGAAAAGCACAAGAAACAGCUGAAGGAGAUGCGGGACCAGAUCAAGCUGGAGAUGGAAACCAUUGACCAGCAACUGGAUCCCUAUGUACAUGAUGAGGACGACCCAUGUGUCAAAGAGAUAGAGGCAAAACGAGCUCAGGCUGUUAGGCAGUUGUUUGAUAACAUUGCACAACAAAGGAAGGAGUUCAUCAGUCUGCUUGUAGAAGAGUGUAUUGGGUUAAUGGGCCCCCCUCCCUGUAAGUAUACACUGUUAGGUUUGGGUUCACAGGCCACAGGACUGGUAACUCCAUACUCAGACCUGGAGUUUUCCAUCUUGGUAGAAGAGGAAAUUGAAGAAUAUCUUGUGUAUUUCCGCAACCUAACCCACUAUCUACACCUCAAGGUGGUUAAUCUGGGAGAAACCAUUGUCCCAGCACUUGGAAUAAAAUCUCUCAAUAACUUCUACUCUGAGGAUCCCAUUGACGACGACUGGUACUAUGACUCAGUUACACCGCGUGGGUUUGCAUUUGAUGGCUCCAUGCCAAAGGCAAGCAAGACUCCACUGGGCAGGCAGGGAACUGAGAACAAACCACCCAGUGAACUCAUCUGCACCCCUGAAAACAUGGCUUUAAAACUACAACAGGAUGUCACACUAUAUUUGAAGGAAGGAUAUCACCUUUCAACUAUCUUGAGAAACCCAUGCCUGAUAGCAGGGGACCAGGAUUUGAUCGGCACAUACAUGGCCAUCACUGAGAAGAUACUACAAGCUGAAGGGGGUAAAAUGAUUCAAGAACUGGCACAAGAGAUACGCAAGGAAAACAUGGAAAGGAUCAGCAACAAGGAAACAAUAACAGCAAGGCUGAUUGAUGUUAAGAAAGGACUCUAUCGCUUUCCAGCUUUAACAGUGGACUGUUUGGCGCUGUCUUCGGGCAUCAUACCUACCACAGUUUGGAAGACAAUAGAAGAUAUGGGAAAACAAGAAGUGAUCAGUCCCAACAACGCACACCACCUGACAGUGAUCACCAGCAUCUCAGCAGAACUCAGGCUUAGAACAUACAUCGCAAAUGGUGGACAGAAGGAAAGCCUAUCAGCUUUGGCCUCAAUGGAAACAAUGCACGGACAGAAAUCAUCCCUACAGACCAGCAAUACAGAUGCAUUAGUACCAGUUUUCCAUGUACCAAAUGACCAACAGCUUUUCAGGUACUAUUAUACAGCAGUUCCUCUGAAAAGUGCUCUACAGGAAUGGUCUGAGAAGAAGUCUGCUCUUAACUCAUUCUCUGAUUUCUAUGACAAUUCCCCGAGGGUACAAGGAAAGAUGUAUGAUGAGUUAUGCAAGUAUGAACAGGCCAUCAGCUGCUACCAUGAGGCCCUAAAGAAAGAUGAUGGCAGUGACACUGAUGAGAAAGCUGAGCUGCUAGAAAUUAUUGGAAUUGUCUAUCGCAAGGUGGGUGAGUACAGUAAUGGAGCCAGUUAUCUUGAACAAGGAUUGCAAAAGUGGAUAAGUAUAUAUGGUCAGGGUACAGCACAUCCUGGAACUGCCACCUCACUCCUCAACCUUGGGACAGCCUGGAGUGACCUGGGUGAUCACAGAAAAGCAAUCAGAUACAAUGAAGAGGCACUGCAGAUGUUUAGGACUCUCUAUGGUGAGAACAAAGCACAUUCUGGUAUGGCUGACUCACUCAACAACCUGGGGGGAGCUUGGUGCCAUCUUGGUGAUUACAAGAAAGCAAUCAGCUACUUUGAACCUGCACUAAAGAUGCACACGAGUAUAUAUGGUGAGGGUACAGCACAUUCUGACACUGCCAUCUUACUCAACAACCUGGGAACAGCCUGGAGUUCACUGUGCGAUUACAGAAAAGCAGCCAGCUCUUAUGAAAAGGCACUGAAGAUGAACAGGAGUAUCUAUGGCCAGAAUACAGCGCAUCCUGACAUUGCGUACUUACUCAACAGCCUUGGGACAGCCUGGCACCACCUGGGUGAUUACAGGAAAGCAAUCAGCUACCAAGAACAGGCACUGCAGAUGUAUAGGAGUAUCUAUGGUCAGAACAAAAGACAUCCUGACAUUGCCAACUCACUCAACAACCUUGGCUCAGCCUGGGAGAAUCUAUGUGAUUACGAGAAAGCAAUCAGCAAUAAUGAACAGGCACUACAGAUGUACAGGAGUAUCUAUGGUGAGGGUACAGCGCACCCUGGUAUUGCCACCUCACUCAACAACCUGGGCUCAGCCUGGAUUGGCCUGGGUGAUUACAGAAAAGCAGUCAGCUACCAUGAACAGGCACUGCAGAUGCUCAAAGAUGUCCAUGACCGGGGUUUACCGCAUCCUGACAUUGCUACCCUACUCGGCAACUUGGGGUUAGCCUGGAGGAACCUGGGUGAUACAAGGAAAGCAAUUGGCUACUACGAACAGGCACUGGAGAUGGAAACGAGUAUUUACGGUCAGGGCACAGCACACGCUGGCAUUGCCGGCUCACUCAAUAACCUGGGUGGAGCCUGGCUUAGCCUGGGUGAUUACAGAAAAGCAAUAAGAUACUUUGACCAGGCGCUGCAGAUGCACAGGAGUAUCUAUGGCCAGAAUACAGCACAUUCUGAUACUGUCACCUUACUCAACAACCUGGGGUCAGCCUGGUACGUUCUUGGUGAUCGCAAGAGAGCCCUCAGUCUCUGCCAAGAAGCCUUGGCUAUGGCAAAGCAGGUUUUCUCUCAGGAUGAACAUCACCCAAUGAUAGAAGCCACUAAAGAGAACAUUGCUUUGAUGAUGAAACUUUGAGAAUGUAUUCAAAUUUCCAUUAGUCUUGAUGGAAUUCGCAUAAUAAUAGAAGCAUGAUACAACAGUCAAUAUACAAAACAAUACAAUGAUGUCAAACACACAAUACAAAUACUGCAUGGUGCCAACAAUGCCCCACAAUAUAAUCACAACAACACAAUUAAUUCAAAACAAUCCGAUUGCUCAAGUGCUAGUAGUACUGCUAGAAUAGUUCGAAGAGACCGCUUUUGAUGAUCUGCCUAGUAAUUGCAUAUGAUUUUCAGACGAAACUAAAUCAGAGUCACAGAGAUUUGGUACCGGGUGCCAGGCCUGAUAGCACGGGAAGGUCUUUUUAGGAAUUUUGGGGGAUUCAGGGCCCCCAAAUGCACGGACAAGCAGACUGUAUAACUCCAUCCUCCAUUACACCAUCCAACUGUACAAUAGGCAAAUGUGAUUUGUUUAGAUUUGUCUACCCGUAUG